Messenger RNA from Xylona heveae TC161, 1755 nucleotides. Its product is annotated as HSF-type DNA-binding domain protein. Gene Ontology annotation, molecular function: DNA-binding transcription factor activity; sequence-specific DNA binding. The transcript has 6 exons. The record is from RefSeq and is a predicted model, not a curated record. Gene Ontology annotation, biological process: regulation of DNA-templated transcription. NCBI's taxonomy places the organism in Eukaryota, Fungi, Ascomycota, Xylonomycetes, Xylonales, Xylonaceae. The coding region runs from base 1 to 1755 and encodes 584 amino acids.
AUGCCUUCGCCGGACGAGGGCCCGGUCAGAAUCUCGACUGCUAGUGAUCAACCUCAAGGCGGGAACUUGAAGACUACCAUCCCUAUUUUACCGUCCAUUGCUUCCUCAGAAGCUGCUUCGAGAGGAGACCCAAUGGAUGUGACGACACCUACAUCAGCUACGAUGAGGCCGCCUGUGCCGACUUAUCACGACAAAGAUCGCGCACAGGAAAGCAAUCACAAUGGCGCUGUCGAAAAUGGUCGGUCGACCAAUGGGACUUCUGCUCCUGGGCCAGGUCCGGGAUUAGGGGCAGCAGCCGCGGCAGCAGCCACCCAACAGCCCAAGGUUGUACAGACGGCGUUUAUCCACAAGCUCUACAAUAUGCUGGAAGACCAAAACAUCUCACACUUGAUUUCAUGGUCUACCUCCGGAGAGAGCUUCGUCAUGUCUCCUUCAAAUGAGUUCUCCAAGGUUCUUGCGCAAUAUUUCAAGCAUACAAAUAUAUCUUCAUUUGUCCGUCAACUCAACAUGUACGGUUUUCAUAAAGUGAGCGACGUGUUCCAAACCGGGUCACCAGAUUCGCCGUUGUGGGAGUUUAAACACGGAAAUGGCAGUUUUCGCCGGGGUGAUCUUAUGGGGUUGAGGGAAAUAAAACGUCGAGCGUCGCGACAUGCAUUGAUCCAUCGGGAUUCAUUCCCCUCUGGCCCUAAAGGAGCUGCAUCACAACCGGGGACACCUGCUGAGCCGAUGCCGGACACCACAGAUGUACGGCUGACCAACCUUGAGCAUUCAAUGUACGAUAUGAGUGCGAGAUUGGCCCGCACGGAAGAAGGCUACGCUUUGAUGACUGCCAAGUGCCAAGCACUUUUCGAUGGGAUCUUGAGAUGCCACCAGUGGAAUAAUGAUCUCUCGCAUGCAAUCAUGGCAUUAGUACCUGACCCCGAACACCAGCUCCGCCGUGACCUUUCAAUGAUGCAAAAAGAAGUUGCUCGGCAGACGGAUCUUUUGCGAAGCUUCGAAGACCCGCACGAAGUCUUAUUGUCCGGCCGGCAACCCUAUUUUUCGAAUAUGACAUUGGAUUCGGCACCGAUUUCGCCACGGCAGCUCGCACAAGAUGAUCCGCGGAGAUCCUCAAUCGCCGGCAACGGACGACCAAGCUUCUUCCGGGCUCCCAUGCCGCCCCACCUAGCUGCCUCACCUCGUCGCUAUGGAUCUAUCAGCAACUCGGCGUCAUCAGCUACGCUCCGACCGUAUGUGCCUCCUCCGCCUCCUCCGCCUCACGCAAUGCUGGGGCCGGGCCCCUCAAAUCCCUUAAUAACCACAUCCUCCCCGCCUGCCAACCUCUCACGUCGUCAUACUUCUGCCGAUAUACGUCUUCACGGUUGGCAAGCGCCGCCUCCUGGAAACUCUCCUUUUGCUUCUGGUCAUUCCUCCACGCAAUGGCCAUCUUCGCCCCAGCGAACACCAAAUCAUGGCGACCAACAACUCCGUGAUGCGCUAGCAUCCUAUGAGAUCCGUGCACCCCGCCCUCCGGGUUCUAGACAGGCUACGCCGCCCUUGACAAAUGACACGACGCCCUCGACUCUGAGCGUUGACAGCGCGUGGUCCCUCGGGGCGCCACGAUACCCCCUCAAAGCGACCGAUACGCCGGGACCGCCAACUCGGCGGUCAAGUAUGGCUUCGAAUGUGCAUUCGCUUCUCAACCCAACCGAUACCAUGGAGAGAGACGAGGACGAGGCAGCGAAUGAGGAUCGAAAGCGCAAGCGAUUACAAUAA